Nematocida major is the source of this 1485-nucleotide messenger RNA. Its product is annotated as structure-specific recognition protein 1. The transcript has a single exon. The record is from RefSeq and is a predicted model, not a curated record. Lineage: Eukaryota; Fungi; Microsporidia. The coding region runs from base 1 to 1485 and encodes 494 amino acids. Gene Ontology annotation, cellular component: FACT complex. Gene Ontology annotation, molecular function: histone binding; nucleosome binding.
AUGGAAGUUCUUACACUAGAGAAUGCUUUCUAUGUGCGAAAGGCCGGCUUCCAGAAGGCGGUCGUGAAGAUGGCUGUCUCGGGGAUUGGAAUAAAGGUGCACGGGGUGUCGGAGAUCACCACAAUUUCCGCGGACGGGAUAAAGGAAAUUGUGGAACACUAUGGUGUUGUGUCGCACACUGUGAAAAUAGUCGUGAAAAGCGGGGCUGUGCACAUUAUCGACGGGGUCAGCGCGGAAACUCUGGAGAACAUAAAGCAGUAUGCCAAAAAGCACUACAAGCUCAACAUAUACCACAAGGCGCUGUCUGUUGACGGGAACGUGCACGGGGACAUCGAGGUGCAGGACGUGUCUGUGGAGUUCAAGGCGCAGAACAAGUCGAUUUUCGACAUUCCUCUUGAGGCCGUUUCGAACGCAUACGAAAGAAAGGGCGAGGGCAUCAUAGACGUGGACGGGACGUACUUUGGGGUGUCCGAGAUUCGAUUUGGAAGCCUGAAGGAGGAGAGCAACGUGCUCCAGCUGAUUGACCGUAUAAAGAACUCGACGGCCGGCAGCGCCCAGCAGGAGGUGUUCUCGAUUGACGAGGUGGCGUGCAUUCUCCCGCGAGGAAAGUCCAAGCUGACGCUGACAGCCACCGGCAUGCUUCUGAUAGGAAAGCGGUACAGCCACCAGGUGCUUUUCUCGAGCAUUUCUCGGAUGUUCUAUCUGGAGAGAAGCGCAGACGAGGGCGCAGACGAGAUGUCGUAUCUCAUUCUUGAGCUGAGCACGCCUGUGCGCCAGGGGCAGACCCGGUACCACUUUGUGAGCAUGCUUCUGCCAGAGGACAAGGUGAAGAUUUCGCUGGGGAAGAACUCCGCAAUUGUGUAUGCAGAGGAAAACGAGGAGCUUCCUGUGGCGGAGGAGGAGAAGGCCAAGAUGGAGGCGCUUGGGCUGGAAUGUGUGCAGGAGGGGGCUCUGUCGGAGUGCGUUGUUGGAAUGAUUGAGAAGCUCUCGGGCGUCAAGCCCAUGCCUGCAGGGUCUUUUGUCACGUCAACGGGCGGCAAGGCGGUGAGAUGCUCGCUGAAGGCAAACGAAGGAUAUCUGUAUCCCCUGAAGAAGGGGUUUUUGUUUGUUCCCCAGAUUGCGUACAUUGAGUACGACUUGAUAAAAACCGUUGAGUUUAGCAGAGUGAACCUCAGCUCCAGAACCGCGAAGACCUUUGACGUCCGGGUUGUGAUGGAGGACAAGAAGGAGUACAUGUUCAACAGCCUGCAGAAGGUAGAGUACAAUGCGCUGGAGAUGCACCUUGCAAAGAAAAACGUGCACUGCCUGAACGAGGUGGUGGGCGAAACGUGGGCUGGCGCACAGUCGGACGGCGAGGACGAGGAAACAGCCAGCGACGAGACCAGCGACGAGCCAACCGAUGAAAGCGGAGCGGCCUCCACACAGGGCUCUGGAGAGGCUUCAGAGCACGUCUCGGGCGCGGACUACGAGGCAGAGUCUGAAUAA